CUGAUCACUCGGACAGUUCAUCAGCUGAGAGAGGAGACUGCACUUCCGUCUGAACCAUGAGAGCAAAGUUGGAGGUCAUAGCCCUGGCCCUGGGCGUCAUCGGCCUGUUUGGGAUAAUAGCUGCCACCGCCAUUCCCACGUGGAGAGUCUCUGCCUUCAUUGGUGCCAAUCUCGUCGUCAUGGAGGAUCUCUGGGAGGGCUUGUGGAUGAACUGCUGGAGGCAGGCUAACAUCAGGAUGCAGUGCAAGAUGUAUGAAUCCAUGCUAAUCCUCCCACCAGAGCUGCAGGCAGCCAGGGGGCUCAUGUGUGUCUCCAUAAUUCUGGUCGUCAUCUCCCUGUUUGUCACAGGAUUUGGGAGCCGGACGAGCAACUGUUGUGGUGACAACAUGAAAAGCAAGAACACGACCCUGGCCUUAGGGGGGUGUUUGUAUCUGCUGUCUUUUUUGACCACAAUCAUCCCCGUCAGCUGGGUGGCCCAUACUGUCAUCACCAACUUCUACGACCCACUGGUGGUGGAUGGUCGAAAACGGGAGCUGGGGAGUGCCCUCUUCCUUGGCUGGGCCACUUCUGGUAUUUUGCUCAUCACCGGGAUUAUCAUUCUGUUCAGCUACAGCAAGCAGAGAUCACAGGAAGAAGAGCCCUAUGCUAAUGCUCAUCAUAUGGUGUUGAGGGAUGUACACAGAGAGGGCAGCAUCUACCUGGAGAGGACACCAUCCAGCCUUCACAAGCAUCACCAAUAUGUGUAAACAACUCUACUGUUUUGCCUGCAAUGUGCAAAUUCCAUCUUUAAAUGUCUCAAAUGUUCAAAACAUGCUGCCUGAAGAAGAUUAAAAUAUGAAAGGGGUGUGCGAAUUCUAUAUAAAUUUGCUUGUAUAAUAUACACAUUUUAGCCACUGUGACUUAAAUUGAUGAAUGUACUUCUUAUUGCACUAUAGAGGUCUCCUCUUCAUUGUUUGUAUUGUCUACCCAAAUGCUUCACAUUUGCAAAAUUUAAAAAAAAAAAAUUCAAUGAUUUAAAUGUAAUCACUGUUUGUUAGAAUUGUUUUUUUUAUUUUGUAUUGCCAUGCCAUUUUAUUGUUCACUUUUUCUCAACUUUAACUUUUAACUGCUAAGUUGUUCUUGAUUCUUUUAAUGUGGUCUGAAAACCAGUCAGCCUUGUCAACCAAUAGUUCAAUAAAGGUUUGAUUCUA
Molecule: messenger RNA, 1190 nt
Organism: Scophthalmus maximus (turbot)
Lineage: Eukaryota; Metazoa; Chordata; Actinopteri; Pleuronectiformes; Scophthalmidae
Product: claudin-4
Exons: 1
Coding region: 57-746 (229 amino acids)
Biological process (GO): bicellular tight junction assembly; cell adhesion
Cellular component (GO): plasma membrane; bicellular tight junction
Molecular function (GO): structural molecule activity
Source: RefSeq, a predicted model, not a curated record